Molecule: messenger RNA, 4165 nt
Organism: Lasiosphaeria miniovina
Lineage: Eukaryota; Fungi; Ascomycota; Sordariomycetes; Sordariales; Lasiosphaeriaceae
Exons: 10
Coding region: 53-3943 (1296 amino acids)
Biological process (GO): arachidonate metabolic process
Cellular component (GO): membrane
Source: RefSeq, a predicted model, not a curated record
CCCAGUUUAGUCAUUCAAAAUCCACCCAAGGCUUGCCGACCGUCGCGAUAUAAUGCUUGAACAGCCUGCGGCCAAUCUUCUAAGCAUGAGCGUCGCCUCAGUUGAACUCACACCUUCUGGGCGCACACCCUGCUGCGAUUGUGGGUGUGCUGUCAAGGCCUGGAAAUGUGUUCAAUGCGAUGAUUCCUUUUGCGACGAUUGCUGGCCAAAGCAGCGACCGCACCGGCCAGGGAAAGUUGGCAUCGACGGCCGGCACCACGAAAGGGUCGACGAAGAAGUUGUUCGGCGGCUGCAAAGGAUAUUCGGCCAGGCUUCCGAAGAAGAACAGUCCGACCGCCAUGGAGGUGACAUCGACACGACGUGGUUCGGUGUAGAUAAAGACGCAAACCAGUCUUUCUUGCACACAUCAAACCGUCUUGUCGAAGUUCUGCAUGAGAGUCAGACUGGGGAGUUCACAGAGCGCUUCCCACAGUUGGUUUCCUUCGUCGGUCAGACGGGAGCCGGAAAGAGCACCGUCAUCAAGAUGCUCAUCAGCCGCGAGCAAGGGCGCAUGCGCGACAUGGCGCAGCAAGAUAUCGCCGACCAGCCUUGCCCCGUACCCGGCCUGGUUGGCGACAAUAUGCCAACGACGGGUGAUGUCCAUCUCUACUCUGAUCCAGGGACAUAUUACUCCCAGAAGCCGAUCUUUCUAGCCGAUUGCGAGGGUAUGACGGGAGGAGAGCACGCCCCUCGAGGUCUUAUCGUUCGCGAAAAGGUCGAGAGAGCGAAGAGAGGGGGCAGAAUCAAGGAGGGCGGCAGGACUUUGAUUCGGAAGACCCUCGCAUGGGCAAAGGAUGAUAAAUUGCAGUCUCGGGAAUACGCUGUCACUACCCUGUUUCCGCGGAUCCUCUACACGUUUUCGGAUGUCGUGGUAUUCGUGCUCAGAGAGGUUAGAACAUUCGAGAGCAAAGUCUUGCAGCAACUUGUCAACUGGGCGACUAUGUCUAUCGACAAGUCCAUCAACCAACCCACUCUGCCACACGUCGUCAUCUGGGACCCCGAAUUCGCAACUUCGGUCCUGCUCGACGACUAUAAGGACUCGGUCAAACAUGUGACUGGUCUGCGAGACAUAGUCGCCAGAUUGGCUGAAUUGCGUGUGGACAAGAAGAUCAGCAACACCAGAGAGCUUCUCGAGUCCUACUACUCGUCUGUCACUGUCGUCAGGAUUCCGUCCAAGGGCCGAUACAUGUUGAUUGACGAGCAAAUCGGGAAACUACAGGAGGUCAUUUCGUCGAAAUGUGCCGCGUCACACGCCCACAAGAAGAAGAUUCGUAUGCUACUCAACGCUGAAAGGUUGCCACAAUACGUCGAUUCCGCCUACGAUCACUUUUCGCAGAAAUUGGACGAGCCUUUCGAUUUUGCAGAAGAGGCACGGCGCCAUGCAGAGAUGCCUGUGGACUUCUCAGACCACGUUCUCAUCCUCAUCUGGUCGCUUUAUAGGGACCUGGAUGCAGCCGGCGAUCCAGGGUCAUUGUUGACCAAAGUUACGCGCCCAUUGGCGUCAUGCAUAAUGCUCGACGCUAUGCGAGACGAUACACAAGGCACUUAUUCCAGCUUGCUCCGAAGUACCUACUACGAGCCUUUGAAAGAAGCAUUUAACAGGUUCUGCGAACAGGUGCUUCGCUGCUCAGAAAGUGUGGGCGGCGUCAGAUGUUGCAAUACCAAGAAUUCGCAUUCGAAGGGUCAUCAAGCGAGAAACGGCAAGAUCUUUUCCAAGGGAGAAUACCGUCAACCUUUUAAUCAAGACAAAUUCUUUGCGCAAUGGAUCAACCAUAUCGACGAAAACAUCAAGGGCUUGGAUAAUUCGUUGCAGCAACAAUCCGCACGCGCCGACCGGGAUGAGAAGGCGCUCCUUCCCACGAUUCACAAAAAUGUGAUGGCACAUUUCUACAAAGCCAAUGUCCCGGUUUCUUGUUUUCGAAGCUAUGCAACGUGUCUCUGCUGCGUUGCCAAAAUACCAGAGAACGAGCUGCCCUGCGGUCACACGCUGUGCAAGAAUUGUGUUCAGGCCUUUGGAAACGAUGCUGGACAGGGCAUUUUUGAGCUGAAUUCAUGUCCUCUCCACCAUUCUGAGACCCGCUGGCCAAAGCCGGCCCAGAUCAGGUUCAAGCCUGACGAGGCCGGCGUGCGAGUUCUAUGUCUAGAUGGUGGGGGCGUGCGAGGGAUCGUCGAACUCGUCAUCCUUCGCGCAAUCGAACAGAGGCUCGGAGAACACAUACCAGUCCAGAACUUCUUUGAUCUUAUAGUUGGUACUAGGACGACAAGCACUGGUGGAAUCAUCGCACUGGCUUUGGGUGUCAAGCAGUACAGCGUCGUCAAUUGCAUCGAUCUCUUCAAGAAUCUUUGCAAGCAAGGGUUCACGCGGCGUGCUGCCCGACCUUUCAGGGCGCUCUCCUUCUUGAACCACAAAAGCUAUUACAGAACACAGCCUUUGGAAGAUGCCCUGAAAUCCGUCUUUGAGGAAGAAUGUCUCCUGUAUGGGGGUUCAAGACCUGAGACUUCAACAUCGGUCAAAGUCGCCGUGACCUCAACAAGUGCGAGCUACAAUCGGCCUGUUGUACUAUCGAACUAUAACGCACAGGGCAAGCGUGAGGCCUUGCCAUACAAAUUCCUCCGCCCCAGCGAUCCAGGUUGCGAGCUUAAAGUAUGGGAAGCUACGCGAGCUACGGCAGCGGCGCCGAUGUACUUCAAACCCUUUCAACAUGACGCUACAACGGCCGCAUACAUUGAUGGCGCCGUUCAAUAUAACUGCCCCGCCGUGGUUGCGGACUCCGAACGGCGACUGAUAUGGGACGAGGUCAGCGAAAUGCCGCCCGACAUCUUCUUGUCUGUGGGCACCGGUCUCAGCGGCAACCCCAAAAGUGCGCAAUCCAACGGGCUCUCAUCUCUCGGUCCCCAUGACCAGGCACGCUUGGAGACCCUGCAACACAAAGGGUCUACCUCUGGUCUAGGCUACAUGUGGCGAGUCGCUCACGAUAUCAUUGACAGCCAGCUGAACUGCGAAGAGCUCUGGACUAAAUUCAAGCACCAAGCCGAGGCUUCACCCACAGAAAAGCCCUAUCGGCGGAACAUUCGGAUCAAUGUCCCCUUCCCGGGCCAGCGGCCUGCGCUCGACGACGUUGAACAUAUCGAGCUUAUGGAGUUGCAGGCGGUGCGGAGCGCGCGGGCGGACCCACUGAUUCUUGAGGUAGCACAUAGACUCGUUGCGAGUUGCUUCUAUUUCCAGAAGGAUGGCACAAGCUAUCAGAAUAGGGAGACCGGGGAGUACACUUGUAUUGGAAAUAUUCGCUGCCGUUUCGAGGAAGGAAGUCAGAACCUCAAAGGUCUAGGCCGAAUCAUUCGUGACUGCACUCAUGGGUCCAAGUUUACACCUCACUUCUUCCUCCAGGAGAACUUCGGCUCGAGUGACCAGAAGCACCACAACAUAUUGAUUUCCACCGAGACCAUAAACGACAUGUGCGACCGCGGCCUAUUUGAGCUAGAGUGUAGGCUUCGCAUCGAUUCUGCAUGGCAAUCGAGCACCACGCGGCUCUCUCUGUGUCUGCAGCCGAUGGACUACAUGCAAGAAUUCGGCUCGACGCGAACGAGCACAAGUCGUAUCUUAUCCAUCAGCGGGUUCCCACGGGAGCUGUGCGCGCAGGACAGCAUCCCGAGCCCGAGCCUGGAGAAUGCAAGCGACGAACAACGUGCCGGCUGGGGCGCUCCGUCGAGUAUGCCAGCUCUUACACAUGCAAAGACGGAGCCGACCGGCUUGCAGCUCCAGUCAAAGGGAUCGAAAAUGCCCCCGCGCCGCCUCAUGUCGGAUCCACAGGCACCCACGAGCUUAGACCCGAUUGCUCAGCGCGAGAACUAUGGAGACAAAUGGCUGGACGACGAUGGAUGUCGUACUGAGGUUUUGAUUUGAUCGAUGGGGAGGUUGGCUCGGUCGACCUGGCGGGUGUGGUGUCUAGCGAGGAGCCGAGAGCGAGUAAGUCAGAGUUCCAAGUCUAGUUGGAAUCGGUCGAUGAGAGGUUGUGCAAACGUCGGUACAGUACCAUUUCAAUAUUCUAUCCAGCACUCACCCAUAUGGGAACUGGGACUAUAGCAGAGUCACUGUCGUAGCUCUUAUUAUUACACUAGUCGCCCC